Molecule: messenger RNA, 270 nt
Organism: Prunus armeniaca (apricot)
Lineage: Eukaryota; Viridiplantae; Streptophyta; Magnoliopsida; Rosales; Rosaceae
Source: the annotation of a GenBank genome assembly
AUGCAAUGGAAGUCUUGGAAGGUCAUGCCUAACGAGAUCAAGAUGGAGGUUCGCGGCCAGUUGUCGACGAACUACCACUUAGAGGACCUCAACGAGGAAUCGAUGGCGUACGUCAACAGACUCUUCGGUGAGAGGUACAAGCAAUGGAAGAGCGAUUUGCACCACCAUUUUGAGGCGUUUGAUGAUCCACAAGUCGCCCUUCAGGAGGGUUGCCCGAAGGAGCUUGAGGGGCGGGAGGAUAGUUGGGCGUGGCUCUGCGCUCAUUUUUAG